Phycodurus eques (leafy seadragon) is the source of this 7237-nucleotide messenger RNA. RefSeq names its product SH3 domain-containing protein 19-like. Gene Ontology annotation, cellular component: ESCRT-0 complex. Gene Ontology annotation, biological process: protein transport to vacuole involved in ubiquitin-dependent protein catabolic process via the multivesicular body sorting pathway. The record is from RefSeq and is a predicted model, not a curated record. The coding region runs from base 4184 to 6796 and encodes 870 amino acids. Lineage: Eukaryota; Metazoa; Chordata; Actinopteri; Syngnathiformes; Syngnathidae. The transcript has 20 exons. Gene Ontology annotation, molecular function: protein binding.
UUUAGUUGCUAAAGCUAUAGCCGGCGGCACAGUGGGCGACUGGUUAGCCAAACCACGCAUAUGCUGGAGUUAGCUGUUGUAAUGUGUCACAUGGACAGGCCACUAACCUGUUGGAGGCGGCGAUGGCCUGUCGGGCGUCCGAGAGGUAAUGGAGGUAGUUGACUUCCAUCAGGAAGUCUGAGCCUCGCCAGUAACCAACGCUGUCAGCCACCGACACAUCUGACCAUCACAGCGCACAAAUGUAAAUGUGUGGCGGGCUCACGCCACCACCACCACCACCAAAUAACAACCUUCACCUGCUCCUUUGGGCCAGUGGAUGCGCGCCGAGGCUCCGUUUGCGUUCGUCAGGUGGACGGGGCACCAGGAGGGCAAGAGGAGCAGGAAGGAGGCGGCGCUUGAGGAGCACCAGGCCUUGUGCGUUAAGGAGGACCGCUGCUUCCUGCUCAGGUGGCUACAAGCAAUCAAGAACCUGGGGACACGCACACGGCGCUCAGCUAAACAAGUGAGCCAUAGUAUUACGCCUUUUAUUCAGAAAAAUAACACAAGCGCGGAGGUACCCGAGCUAGGCUACCGGCUAAACCACACAAGCCAGCUAUUCCCUCCACCGUGUUAGCCAACGUACGCUCUCUGGACAACAAGCUGACUCGCAUGCUACCGAGCGGACAAAAUUCUCGCGGACUCUGUGUUUAUUUACAUCAAUGACGCCUGGUGCCGGGACGCUAUCUUGGUCAGUCAACACUGGACACCACUACUGGAGUUUAUGGCACACAAUACACGCACACACUCACACCAGCCACUUUAGCAGCAUUGGGGUUUUGUCAUCUAAUUUAUAAAUGUCUUAUUAUUUGCCUUGGUUCUCUGACCUUGACUAUGUAAAGAAAGAACAAACUGGACAUUGUUCUGCUCCCUCUUGUGUGCACACCUUGGCCACCUGGGGGCAGUAUAAUACAGACACAGAUAUACCGGACAUUUUCAUCAGGCUGACCUGAAGACGAGCUGCAGCAUGACGUCCUCGCAGAAGAGACCGAUGAGUGUCCUGAACAGAGCCAGCGACACCGUGCCCAGCUGAGGAGCACCAAGACGAGGUCAUCGAUCCGGAUCUGCUUUCACCAGCAUGCCGGGGCGCGUUACCUGGAAGGGUGUGUUGAUUCUGCUGACCAGAGUGUCCAGGAUGUGCACAUUGUCGUGGGUGUGCAGCAGGGUGAAGGACAGGAAGGUCUGCAGGAGCGCGGGCUCAGAGAUGGUGCGCAGGAACAGGUCCAGGGCAGGAGCCAACACGGGCACCAAGAAGCCAUUGUGGAUGUAACUCAGCAGCUGGGAGCGGAUGGAAGGAUGAGUCACCUGUGAAGAGGCUCGGAUUACAAGGAUAAAAAACAAUGUUGUUGUUGUUUUAAGACUACAAUUGUUUGCAUUACGCUGGUGACGGCGCUGCAGAAGCCAAGCGAGUGCAAAAAGUGGACAAGAGCAGGAACCUGUUGAAACACCAGAAUGUUUGUGUCAUUUGCUCGCCCCUCAGGGUGUUGCACUCUCAGCUUGCGGUUGUCAGUUACCUGUUGCCAGUCUGGCCGGUCCAAACAGUGCCAGUCUUCGCUGUAGACCUGCAACCUGGCUGGCAGAGACGAGUAGAGGCCAGAAAGACCCGUGGCCAGAACCUGGACCCAGCACACAGCUUGACAUUUAAUACUGUCGCUGUUAAAUCACAAUCUCAGCAAAUCACUCAAAGCAGUCCGCAGUGUAUGCACAACACUGAAGAUAAAGAUGCCAGAUAAAAUGAUGUGGUGGUGUGAAUCUGCCCGAGGGCCUCAUGUUUGACAGCUGUGCCUAAAGAACCUGUGCGUGUAUGGGAUGAGCAGGGAGAAGAGCAGGAAGUUGGCAGCGCCCUGGUCUUCGCUGGUGUGGAAGAACAGUUCCAGCACUGAGGGGUCCUUCACCAGAGCCCCGCACAGCUGGUUCAACAGGAGGACGAGCUCCGCUUCCACGCGACCGCCGGUGUCUAAAAAAGCGCAAAGGCGGUCAGCCGAGGGGGUCGCUUUUACCGAGGCCACGUACCGUACCUGCGCCGGCGCCGCCGCAGGAGGCUAGCAGCGUCAUGAGCGGCCGCAGCAGGGGCUUGUGGUGCAGGAGCGGCUGGUGGGCCUGGGUCAGGAGCAUCUGGUACAUCCUGAGCUGCUCCAGUUUCAUGUCCUCGGUGAACUGUCUCCUCAAGCUCCACAGGAAUAGGCGCUCCAUCACACCCUCCAGAACCACAAACUCCAAAAUGGGACCCAUCGCUCCUCCUGAGGAUUGAGGUGCGAUGAUUGUGCCAUGCAAUUGGCUGGUGACCAGUCCGGGGAUCACCCCGCCUCUCGCCCAAAGUCCACAACGGUUCCUUGUAGAACGAUACAUUCUUUUGGCUCUCACCUUGACCCGCCUCCUCCUCCAUGAGCAGGAACAGCAUGUGUUCCACGUAGUUCUGGACGGCGCUGGCCUCGUCGGGUGGGAUGGACCCGGGGCGGGCGCCGGCGUGGCCGGAGAGGAAACUCAGCGCGCUGGCGCCGCCGCGACCCGGCUCAUGUUUCUCCAGGAUCUUCACCACCUGUAGGCCAAGAAGAGCUGGUAAACGAGAGAAGCCAUCACACGAUGCUGAUGCUUUUUGGCGGACCACGCCCACCUGCGCCCAGUGAUUCUUAAACACGAUCAUGCACGUCUCGGGGUCCACUCCUCGCAGCGUCAUCGACUUCCCACGAUCGCCGCCGGCCACGGCUGAGGCCAUCAUCCUGACUUGUGGCCGGACAGCUGCGGCAUGUUCCGGGGGCGGCACGGGCAUCUGGCCAUUGCUGCCAGCCCAGGAUCACGCGCUGGACACUCGGAGAACAAGAGGUUGUAAACAGGAAAAUGGGAGUGAGACCCACCCUGGGUGUUCCGGGACAUUCCGUGAAUUCCCAACUCCAACAAAUCCUUAUAACCACCUCCGGCACGGCAACAUGGUCCAUUGAUCACUUCUACAACAUUCCUAGGAAAUCACAAUGUCCCAUCGCUGCUGAGCUACUUUUCGAACUGGCCCAAAUGAUCCUUCAGGGGCUGCCGCCAUGUUGGUGACCUCUGGCCUCGGCCCUCAUAAGAAUAGAAGCCCUAACGUGUUUGCAGAGGAAGGAGAUUAAUCUCGAAUGAGACGGUGAUGUUUAAUCCCAUAUGGCCUGCUGUGCGCGCGUGCGUGUUGUCCCCAUUAACUGUCGCAUAUACUAUCACAUGCCUUCACACAACACAAAAGGAGGGUUUCCUCUUUUUGGACGAGUUGUGCAUUUAAGUGACUUUUACUGACGACAAAUGGACUACCGGGUUCUACGACACACACACGCAGAAAGUGUCGACUUUGCAUGUUUUAGAGUUGGUGUUGACAAACAUUUCUACAGGGUGUUUCUCAAAGAUCAACGCAAAAAUGCAUGUUUUCAUAAAUUACAUUUUCAACACUGUUUUAUUCAACUGGAAUAUGAACAUAUAACUUCAUUUCCAACAUUUGCGAUGCAAAGCUCGAUGCUAUAUUGCUGUCGAUUGCCGAUGUGCCCUGACUGUAUGUAAAAUAUUCAGUUGAAGUUUGUUUUUACCUUGGCAGUUGUGAUUUAGGGGCCUGGCAGUCACUCCUGAGGGACGUCCCAAGCGCUUUGUGAACUCAGCUGCGCUCCUGGGGCUUUAAGCGUCCCAGCUGUCCAUCAAUGCUAGGUAAUGCCUGACCACGCCCACUGGCUCGAGCACGCCACGCCCCCCAGGGAGGCAGAAACAUUCUCGUUGUUUUUUACAUUUUCAUUUGUUUUGAAUAUCAACUGAAAACGCCUGUUUUCCGACUGGGAGCCCAUUUCCGCCAGUAUUUUUUAUUUUUUAUUCUAAACCAGGGGGCAAGUGAAACUAAUGCCGAUAAUAGCUUUUCUUUUAGCGUUUAUUUAAUACCCACCGUUUUAAAUUGGAAAUUCCGACAACAGUAUUUCUAUUCACUUUUUUAAUUUUUUUUAACGUUUUAUUUGAAGUAUCUGACGUCAUAGGGCCGGUUGAUGAGCACCCGCGGUGGCGGAGCUGGGAGAAAGUUGUGCUGUCGACACAACAAGUGCUUCCGUGGAAAGGCGGCGGAGUCGUUCGGAGGGCUGAGUUGACGACGACGUCGCCGCCGCCGCCGCCGCCCGGGGAAAGAGACGCCGAAAGUCGGGCAGACAUGGCCGAGGCGAGGCCCGACGAAGACGACGAGAGUGCGAGGAGGGACACCGGGGGGCGAGUCGUGCGACUGCAGUCCAGCGGCAACGAAGGUCGUCCCGGCAGGAGAAAGCCAGAGAAUCGUCUCAGCCAAGGCCCACUUUGGUCCCUCAGAGCAGCCAUCAAAAAAUCCACCAGCAGGUCCAGUUUCCCUGACCUUCCGCGAGACAGAGACAGGGACAGAGACGCCAGGGGCCCCGUUGCCAGGCGACCACAGAUCACCAUCCUGUCGGCCGAACCGCUCCCCUCCCCUUGCUGGUUAGCCGGAACGCCCGGCGCGUUCCCACCGCCUCCUCCUCCGGCCGCGCAAAUCUGGGGACCCACAAUCCCGCCGUCCAUACAGCCUCCUCCCUCCUACGAUGAAGUGAUCAGGGAGAAGACGCAGGAGCAGGGUGUGCGCAUAUCUUCAUCGGCUCCAUCACCGUCAUCGUCGUCUCAUCCGGCUUUUAGAACGACCAUCGCCACUCAAACAGACACCGGAUCCUCUCCUGGAGCUCCGGUACUCAAACCGCAGCGGCUUCCGAUCCCCGCCUCUUCGUCUCGAGCAGACGGUAAAAUCGGCCCCCGUUCGCCCGCAGCUUCCGACAGCGGCCGAUCAGGGCAGCUCCACGCAGCCGCACCCCUUCCCAACGCGGCGGAGCGUCCCAGGCCCCCCCCCCGAUCCAGGUCGACCGUGACCCAGGUCAGCAACGAGGUCAAGGUUCAGACUUUGGUGAAACUGCGGGAAGACGGCUUGGCCACCCUCGCCGCCCGCGCUCGCAGUGACGUCGGCAAACGGGACGGGAGUGGGGGUAAAUACCUUCAGGAGCUUCUGGAGGCCUUCAGCUCCGACGACUGGGGUGUCCCUGAGCAGCGAGGUGACGACAGUGACCUCGGCCAAUCGGAGGACGAGGAAGAGGACAUGGCGGCCCUCAGGGCGAGGAUCCAUGCCUUUGAGCAGCAGCAGGCGGCGCUUGACGGGAGCCGUGGCGACCCAAGCACCAGCGAGGAGGCGUUCGCCGAGAGACCCGAACCUCGGCCCCGCCCUCGUCUCCAAGGGCAACCUGCCAAAGUUCUUCCUCCCGCCGUUGCGCCUAAACCCAAAAGCCUCCCAAAAGCAUCCGCCGUGGACUCCGUCGAUUGCCACGCUGAGGUCCUGAACCCGAAACCGCUGCUAAUCACAGAGCUCCUUCCGAGUCACCGCCCCUCCACCGCUCCUUGCCCCACACCUGUCCCGGCCCCCAGGCUCCCGCCACAGAAACCCGCACCCUCCCACAAUGAGACCCCAGCCGCAACCAAAUCUCCGUCCAGACCGCCGGUUGCCCCACGAACGAGCGUGGGCGCGCCACCGCACGAGAAGGCGACCGCGCCCGGACACGUGACCCCAACGAGGCCACCCAGGCCUUUCACAGAGGUCAGCAGGGGGGCACAAACCCACAUUCAGGAUACUGUGAACCUGACAGGAGCCUCUCUGGAACCAAAUCCAGUCCCUUCCAAGGCUCCCGCACCUGACCCCGCUCCCGUCCACGCCAAACCGCCGUCCCCUCUCCUCAAAAAUGCUGACGGCAUCUGUGAGCCGCCCCUCCCCCCGAGGCCUUCAAGUGUGAAGCACCUCCCCCCCAGACCUCCACCAAUCAAAUCCGUCCCUGCUCGCCCGCCACCUCCGGGCCUCGGGUCGUCGGCGAGCCAACCUCGGCCACAGACGCCAUCUUCUUCUGCGGCGGCCAGUCACAGAGCGUCAAAGAGAGGGCCGCCUUUGCCCCCUCGGCCCAACCCUGGACAUCCGCUCUUUCCCGGCUCCACGAAACAGGAAGUCCUCAUCGUCCUGGAGGACCCGCCGCCGGAGCCUUUGCCUAGCGCCGUUACGCCGCUUUGCAGCACGUCAGAGUGUCUCCUGGACCUCGACGUGCUGCCCCCAGCACAGCUACCAGAAUCCGGCUUGGAGACUUGCUGGCAGCCGGCCAUGCAGAAACACCCCGAGCCGCCUCCUGUCAGCCGCCCUCGUUACGUCGCUUUGUUUGACUUCGAGGGAGCGGAGGAUGACGAGCUGAGCUUCUCCCAGGGAGACACCAUCGGCCUCCUGGAACCGCUCGACCGACAGUGGGCCCGCGGCCAGAUUCGCGGACGCGUCGGACUCUUCCCGCUGAGCUUCGCCCGAGUCGCUGAGGACCGCCCGCCAGAAAGUCCCGUCGCACCGACGUCCUCAAAAGAAUCAGAGGUGGAGGAAUGGGCAGUGGCGCUGUUCGACUUUCCUGGUCAGACCGCAGAGGAUCUCUCCUUCCACAAGGGGGCGCGUAUCCAAGUGAUCGAACAUGUGGAUUCCGAAUGGAGGAGGGGCCGACUUGCUGGGAGGGAGGGGCUUUACCCCGCCGCUUUCACGCAGGCCUGCCAGGAUCGACCAAUCCCAAGCCGGAAGGCGGAAGUGAGGGGCGUGGCCAAAGCUUUAUUUGCCUUCACGGCCGAGCACGAGGACGAGCUAACAGUGAAGCCUGGCGACAUCAUCACGCAGGUGGAGUCUGGGGAUGAGCAGUGGAUUGUGGGAGUUGUCGGCGGUAAGCGGGGAGUUGUGCCCAAAAACUACGUUUUGCUUCUUUGACGAGGACAAUCUGCUGACGGGACGUUUUUGGGUUGUGCGGAGUGCGUGAAGACUGCGCUAUUUCAGUCUACAAUGAUUGACAAGAUCGAAUGAAGCGGCAGUGGCCACACCCGCAACCUCCGUCUCGCUGUCGUAUACCUUUGCCGGACUCUUUAGGUUCCGUUAAAAUCUUGAACGAAGAGGCGCAAACGUGCGAUCAUUUCUUUCUUUGUCCUAACGUGUUGGAAUAUUAACGCAACUAACCAAUCUUGUUGGAUGUUUCCGUGAAGUGUCACAAUGCAAUGAAUGCACGUUGACACGUGAGCAAGCAUGGAUGUAGAGCUUCAUGUUUUUUCUGGAGCGGCGUUCGGCCGUGAAGGUUAGCGGUUAGGUUAUAGGAAUGUAGGCAAAACAAACAUUCCAAUUUUGAAAGCCUAAUAAAACUUUGCAACAUUUCUCUAA